Molecule: messenger RNA, 1170 nt
Organism: Penicillium angulare
Lineage: Eukaryota; Fungi; Ascomycota; Eurotiomycetes; Eurotiales; Aspergillaceae
Product: ANL family adenylate-forming protein
Exons: 5
Coding region: 1-1170 (389 amino acids)
Biological process (GO): fatty acid biosynthetic process
Molecular function (GO): very long-chain fatty acid-CoA ligase activity
Source: RefSeq, a predicted model, not a curated record
AUGGACCAGAGCUUGUCUUCGCAGCAGAAUAGUAGCUUCGCCACUGUUCCAUCUAAUUUUAACGCCCAACCGGAGCCAGAUUACGAUGCAAAGGACGUGUUUCUCUCGCAGCGCGCAUUUUUCUGGAUUGGCGGAUUUCGAGAACUAGUUGGUAUGCUGCUGAAGGGUGUGCGUGUUGAGAUCAUUGAUUACAAGUCGAACGCGGAUGCUGUUUGGAACCGUAUUAGCAGUGGAGAUAUCACCCGUGUGUCGGUUGUGCCCGGCCUCUUCAGUAAUAUGGUAAAGGUUUGGGAAGAGAAGAUAGCCGUGUUGCCUGACCAUGAGAGGAAGCCGUAUGCAGACGCGGCUCGUAGGCUGCGCGGGGUGAAGUGUACGGGUGGGCUGGUUCCGAGCUCUAUUAAGAGAUUUUGGAAGAAUCUACUUCCAGAUGUGAAGAUUGAGGUCGAAUAUGGGGCAAGCGAGUUUGGUAUGGCUGCAUUCAGUUGUUGUAUUGAUGGGGAAGAUACCAUCAAGUCGCAUUAUCUUGGAAGACCGCUUCCAGGGGUCGAAUUCAAGUUGGGAGAUGAUCAAUCUGACAGAGGCGAACUGCUUCUCAAGACCCCUACUCAAUUUGCCAUGUAUCUGGAUAGCCCAGAGGCGACCGAAACUAAGAAUGACGAUACCGGAUUUUUUCGAACGGGGGACCUUGCCAGACGGACAGCAGAUGGCCGUAUUGUCAUUGAGGGACGAGUAAAGCCAGACUUCAUCCGCUACCGUGGACUAAGGGUCCCUAUCCUUGAGGUGGAAGAAAGCCUUCUAGCCCUCCCAUGUAUCUCCGAAGCCUAUGUGGUCCCUAUUCUGGACGUUUUUGCUGGAGGAUCGCGAGUGGCUGUAGUCGUUCGUCUCCGCAAUAACACGGCUUCAUCGAGUUUCUCGCUACACACAUUGAGAGCAGAGCUUUCGUCGUCUUUGUCUGAAUUCAAACUUCCAACUCUUCUCCGGAUUUUGACUGAUGGUGAAGACAUUCCCAGAUCGCAAGCCGGAAAACCGGCGCCGAGGGAGAUCGCCACUACAUUCUUCUCGCAGCCAGUUGAGGGCUCACUAAAGGGACUCCCUGAUGAGGUUCAGAUUUGCAGCGCGGCUGCUGGGGAUGGUCCAGUGGCUUGGGGAUGGGGGGCAAUGCGAUGCUGA